AGAGUAUGUACCAAAUAGUGUGGUAUAGUUUGGGUUUGGUUCGUAAUAACUUUUUGAUAUAAAUAUUGGACGUCGCCGAACAAACAGUAUCAUUGAUCACAGUGAACUCAGUAGUAACACACUCAUUUCAAGUACCAGCAUAAUGGCUUUCAAGUUCGUCGUAUUCCUGGCUUCGUUGGCCGUUGCUAGCGCUGGAUACCUGGAAGCUCCAGUGUCGUACGGUGCUCACUACUCUCCAGCCUCGGCUGUGAGCUACAGCACCAUCUCCCAGGCUGCCCCUCUGGCCAAGUCUGUGGCUUACGCUGCUCCAGCUGUGGCCACCUACGCCCAUGCUGCCCCAGCUGUUGCCACCUACUCUCACGCCCCAGCUGUAGCCACCUACGCCCAUGCUGCUCCAGUUCACUACUCCGCCCCAGCUCACUACUCCACCCCAGCCAUCGGAGCUACCCACGAGAGCACCAUCCGCAGCCAUGAUGCCACCGUAAGCCACUACUCCAAGGCCGUCGACACCCCAUACUCCAGCGUCCGCAAGUCUGACACCCGCAUCACCAACGAAGCCCCCAAGCUGGCUCUGGCUACCACCUACGCCCACGCUGCCCCAGCUGUUGCCACCUACUCCCACGCCCCAGCUGUUGCCACCUACGCUCAUGCCCCAGCUGUUGCCACCUACUCCCAUGCUCCAGUUGUCGCCAAGCAGGUCUCCUAUGCCGCCCCAGCCGUAGCCACUUACGCCCACGCUGCUCCAGCUGUUGCCACCUACGCCCACGCCCCAGUUGUCGCUAAGCAGGUCGCCUAUGCCGCCCCAGUUGCCACCUACGCCCACGCUGCCCCAGCUGUCGCUACCUAUGCCCACGCUGCCCCAGUUGUGUCCGCCCACGCCACCAAGACCCUGACCUACUCCCCAGCUGUUGAGGUCGCUCAUGUCAGCUACGACGGAACCCACGCCCAUUAUGGCUGGUAAAUCGCAGAUCACUGAUCAAAUCUUCUUCACCUCCCCACUCCUCACGAAAACAAACUCCCGCCCCAAAUCAAUCCCAAAAGGUUCCUUCCACACAAACAACGUGAAACCCUACUUACCUAUUUAUUUGUAGAACUGUUGUUUUGUUAGCUCAAGCUGUGAAGCCUGGUGAAUCGGCGUCCAGGUUUUCCUUCCUCGACCCGUGGGAAGGAUUUGCCAUCCUGGACGCAUGAUUCACCUGUAUAGAGAUCAAUAAACUAGGCAAAACAAAA
Molecule: messenger RNA, 1230 nt
Organism: Uranotaenia lowii
Lineage: Eukaryota; Metazoa; Arthropoda; Insecta; Diptera; Culicidae
Product: larval/pupal cuticle protein H1C-like
Exons: 2
Coding region: 143-961 (272 amino acids)
Source: RefSeq, a predicted model, not a curated record